Molecule: messenger RNA, 2547 nt
Organism: Myxocyprinus asiaticus (Chinese sucker)
Lineage: Eukaryota; Metazoa; Chordata; Actinopteri; Cypriniformes; Catostomidae
Product: hippocalcin-like protein 1
Exons: 4
Coding region: 45-626 (193 amino acids)
Molecular function (GO): calcium ion binding
Source: RefSeq, a predicted model, not a curated record
CAGAGGCCUCAGUGUUGUCACUGCGCACACAGAGACUUAUCAUCAUGGGAAAGCAGAACAGCAAGCUCAGGCCAGAGAUGCUACAGGACCUGAGGGAGAACACAGAGUUCACUGACCAUGAGUUGCAGGAGUGGUACAAGGGGUUCCUGAAAGACUGCCCCAGUGGGCAUUUGAAUGUUGAGGAGUUUAAGAAGAUCUAUGCCAACUUCUUCCCAUAUGGAGAUGCCUCUAAGUUCGCUGAGCAUGUCUUCCGUACAUUUGACACCAACAAUGAUGGGACCAUUGACUUCCGGGAGUUCAUCAUUGCUCUGAGUGUGACAUCGCGGGGGAAACUGGAGCAAAAGCUAAAGUGGGCGUUCAGCAUGUACGACUUGGAUGGCAAUGGUUACAUCAGCCGUGAGGAAAUGCUAGAGAUUGUGCAGGCCAUUUAUAAGAUGGUGUCAUCAGUGAUGAAAAUGCCUGAGGAUGAAUCCACGCCAGAGAAGAGAACAGACAAGAUCUUCAGACAAAUGGACCUGAACAAUGACGGCAAGUUGUCUUUGGAAGAGUUCAUAAAAGGUGCCAAAAGUGACCCCUCCAUUGUGCGGCUACUGCAGUGUGACCCAAGCAGUGCCUCGCAGUUUUGAGUCUCUUCAGACAACCGGCACUCAAUGCAUGAAAGCUCUCGUCUGUCAUUCUUUGUGUUUCAAAUGGAAGAGUUUUAAAAGUGCAACAAUUUUACUUUCAGUUUUCCCAGAAAGGACAUGCAUAUAUCUGAAGAACAAAGACAACACCUGCCAAGAUGUCCUGUGUCUGCUGCGUGUCACCUAUCCUUGUCUCUGCAGAAGCUGAAGCUGGUGGAGAUCUCAACUCCAAAAAAUCAGCGGCCGAUUGUGAUCAAGGGUUGAAAUUUUGCAAGAGAAUGUUCCUGUUUAGGAAUCGUGCAUGCGCUCCCACAUUCCUUAAUCCCUCUUGUGUUUAAUAUCUGUGCGGUUCUUGGUUUUGUUUCUUUCCUGCUUUGUUUUGUGAGGGCACAGUUCCCCAUCUACUUUUUAUAUUGAUAUUUAUGUGUAUAUACAGUAUACAUACAUAUAGAAACAUGUUACAACUACAAAUGAAGGCAAUUAUAGACGUAUUUUUACUCACUUGCAUCUUACAGCAGUAUUAUGUAGCUUUAUCCAAAACUUUGCCUCCAAUUGACCAAGUGGACUGAUGGAUUGAAUGUUUGAAUUUUUCUGCUCCGGCGCUCAUGAUCUUUAUUUUACGAAGAGAAGGCUGUGGAUCCCAUUCUUUUCUUUUUUUUUUUUUCUGUUAAAUUGUUUGUUUGUUGUUGUUGUAAAUAUGUGGUUUGCAUCCAUAUUUUUCUUUAUUUAUUUUUGCAUUUUUAUGGUUAUUUUAUCAAGGGUGAUUUUAUUACUGUUGAACCAGAAAUAUGAUACACUUGGUGAUAUAUUAUGCUGUUUCAAGUAAGAUGUUAUUAAUUCAAGGCUUUUCGGUGCAUUGCAGGAAAUAUUUGCAUCAGGGGAUACAUUCCAUUGUGUUUUGAAUCCAAGACACUGGUAGCACAUAUCAUUUAAAGCGCUUCAUCUGUGUGCAUGCGGUUAUGCGUGUUUGUUUGAACGCAAGAGUGAAGGUUUGCAUGUUAUCGGUGUAUGUGUGUGUCUGUGCUAACUUUAUAGUAUUACUUUGUGUAGUUCAAAACAUUUGUAUGCAACAGUACGUUUUUGAAACCCCCACCUUGAAGCAGCGAACUAGUGACACUUUUAUCCUGCAUCAUAUGGUACUCAAAAUCCCAGUCUUUUAGGGUACUGUCAAAAGUGCUCCAUUAACAACAUAGACAGGAAUGUACAACACUAUGAUUUAUGAUCAUGUUUCACCUAUAGAUUAACAGCCUCAUUGUUUUCAUCUACAGUAAUAGAGAGUUUGGAUACUGAAAGCGAUCACUAAGGGCUUAUUUCCUCUCUUGAAUGAACAAAUGUCAAGAAAAUGCCACUGCUUUGAUUUUCUUUUCGGUUUAUGCAACGACUGACAUUCCUUGACCUGAAUUCAACAGGUGCUCCUGCUUUGUAUUAACACAGUGAUAGAGCUUUGAUGAUAUUUGCUCAUUAACUCGAUACAUGCCCACUAUCUGUUUAGCUCUCACAUUGCUGGCAUCCAUGUUGCUUCCAUAUUUGUACCGAGAACAUGUUUGAUGCUGCACCCUCUAUGGCAACUUUCCUCUACUAUGUUGCAUGAAAACCUCAUGCGAGGACAUAAUGAUUGUCCCUGUUUACUGACACUGAAAACAAAUAUAAUUAUGUGUUUAAAAUGUUGCCUGCGAGUGAUUUUUGAAGAACCGAAAUGUGCAUAACACCUUAAGCAUGAUUACUAACGACCCUAUUGUAACACUAUUGUGUCAGUAACGUUCAAUCAGCAGAAAUAUUUAUACUAUUGAGUAAAGUAGAAAUAUUCAAAAAUGUUACACAAGUAUAGUAACAAACUAUUUGUUCUUCAUUACGAUACACCCCUCUCUCUCACACACACAUGCAAACACUUACAUAGCCACAUAAACACAACAUAAAUCAAAAG